AUGCUCAAGUUCACUAGUGUCGUCGCUACUCUCUCCGAAAAUUCGUUGCCAAGUGAGGAGUUGUUGACUGAUCUCAUACAGUCUAGUAUGAGUGCUCACAUCACGCAGGGGCAUAAGAGCUCAGCUGCUGAUGCCUUCGCACUGCAGGCUGCUGUCAUCGAGACGGCGAGAUUCGUACGAGCAAUGAGACGUGUACGCAUGGCCACAACCCAGUAUGUUGCCUCGACUAUGGGCUCCUUCAAAGUGAUGACGAAGAUGCUAGCAAAGAAUACCGCAUUUAAAUGGCAGGGAGUGGUAUCGCCUCGCCAAUGGUUUACAGAUCGUAUUGAAGCGGAGAAUGCCUUAUACUUCACAAUGCGUACAUCUAUGAUGAUGCUGGUAUCCACACUGGUGUAUUCGGUAUGGGAAGGGAGGGAUGAAGCCGUUGAUGCUUACGCUCUAUGGGGGCUACUGCCCGGUCAUAUUAUAUUGCAGUUGCUGAUCAAGGGCGGCGCGAUCCGUGCAGUGUAUUGCGUAGCGCCCCUCUUCGCAUGGACCCUCCUGGGCAGCGCCCUUGGGCUAGCCUCUGCUGAGAGUAACCGAGGUAGCAUCAGUGCCUACGCCACACAAAUGGUGCUGCUGGCUGCUAUCGCUUCCUACCUACAUCGUGGAUCCCUUAAGAAGGUAUCGGGACCGAUACUAGCAUAUCAAUCAUGGCUCGUAGUGGCUGUAGCCAACUGGACGGAUGACGAGGGUAAGCUUCUAGAGGAGUGCAUGCUAUGA
Perkinsus marinus ATCC 50983 is the source of this 762-nucleotide messenger RNA. RefSeq lists its product as hypothetical. Lineage: Eukaryota; Perkinsozoa; Perkinsida; Perkinsidae. The record is from RefSeq and is a predicted model, not a curated record. The coding region runs from base 1 to 762 and encodes 253 amino acids. The transcript is spliced from 8 exons.